UUCUUCUAAAAUGUCAAUGUUGACUCGCCAUCUCCUGUUUGACCACUUCCAAUUUACCUUGAUUCAUGGACCUAACAUUCCAGGUUCCAGGAAGUGCAUGAGGAUAUGUUAUGUGCACUUUUGUUGCCAAUCAACACCCAGCCACAGAACUAUUCAAGUCUUUGAAUGAUUACAUAUCAGGAAAACUGAACUGGCUAUUUUGUGUUGGUAUACAUAUGGACAGAACUGCUGCCGUGACUGAACAACUUUCUGGUUUCACUAGUUAGGCCAAAAAGGUCACUUCUGAAAGUUAAUCUACGCACUGUGUCAUCCAUAAAGAAAUGCUGGAUAGCCAAAAAAUGUCACCUGAACCUAAAAACAUUUUACAGGAUGUGAUCAAAAUUAACCACAUUAAAGUACAUGCCCUUAACUCACAUCUGUUCUCACAGCUCUCUGAGGAGAUGGAUGCAAAACACAUAUGUUUUAUACACAGAAGUGAGAUGACUUUCUAAAGAUGGAUCACUGACCAGAAUUCUUGAGUUACAGGAGCUGCUCCAGAGAUUUCUUUUAGAAAAACAGUCAUCACUGGCAGCACAUUUCAUUGACACAGAAUAGGUGGCAAAACUUCUUGUGUAACAUAUUCAACAAACUCAAUCUGUCACUUCAGAGGAGAAUGACAACUGCAUUCAAGUUGGCAGAUAAAGUGGUUGCAUUAAAAAACUGGAAGGGAGGGGUUGGCGCCGGAGCGGUGUUGCCGUCGGGGGCUGACACCGAGUGCCCAGCCCGCGGUGUCGGCGGUGCGUUGGCGUCGGUGCGCCGCCGCGGCCCGGGAGUGUCGGCCGGGCGCGCUGGCACUGAACUGAGAAGAUGUCCCUGUACGAUGACCUGGGAGUGGAGACCAGCGACUCAAAAACAGAAGGCUGGUCCAAAAACUUCAAACUCCUGCAGUCUCAGCUCCAGGUGAAGAAGGCAGCUCUCACUCAGGCCAAGAGCCACAGGACAAAACAAAGUACAGUCCUUGCUCCAGUAAUCGACUUAAAGCGAGGCGGCUCUUCAGAUGAGCGGCAGAUCGUGGACACUCUGCCGCACGUGGCCGCAGGCCUCAAGGACCCUGUUCCCAGCGGGUUUUCUGCAGGAGAAGUUUUGAUCCCCUUAGAUGAUGAAUAUGAUCCCAUGUUUCCUAACGAUUAUGAGAAAGUAGUGAAGCGCCAAAGAGAGGAGCGACAGAGGCAGCGGGAGCUGGAAAGACAGAAGGAAAUAGAAGAGAGAGAAAAGAGGCGUAAAGACAGACAUGAAGCUAGUGGGUUUUCCAGGCGACCCGAUCCAGAUUCUGAUGAAGAUGAAGAUUAUGAGCGAGAGAGGAGGAAAAGAAGUAUGGGCGGAGCUGCCAUUGCACCUCCCACGUCUCUUGUGGAGAAGGACAAAGAGUUACCCCGAGACUUCCCUUAUGAAGAGGAUUCACGACCUCGCUCACAGUCUUCCAAAGCUGCUAUCCCUCCCCCAGUGUAUGAGGAACAAGACAGACCCCGAUCCCCGACCGGCCCUGGCAACUCCUUCCUCGCCAACAUGGGGGGCACGGUAGCACAUAAAAUCAUGCAGAAGUACGGCUUCCGGGAAGGCCAGGGUCUCGGGAAGCAUGAGCAGGGCCUGAGCACAGCGCUGUCGGUGGAGAAGACCAGCAAGCGGGGCGGCAAGAUCAUCGUGGGCGACGCCACCGAGAAAGACGCAGCCAAGAAGUCGGAUUCGAAUCCAUUAACUGAAAUACUUAAGUGUCCUACCAAAGUGGUCCUACUCAGGAACAUGGUUGGUGCAGGAGAGGUGGAUGAAGACUUGGAAGUAGAAACCAAGGAAGAGUGUGAAAAAUAUGGCAAAGUUGGAAAAUGUGUGAUAUUUGAAAUUCCUGGUGCCCCUGAUGAUGAAGCAGUACGAAUAUUUUUAGAAUUCGAGAGGGUUGAGUCAGCAAUUAAAGCUGUUGUUGAUCUGAACGGGAGGUAUUUUGGUGGACGGGUGGUCAAAGCAUGUUUCUACAAUUUGGAUAAAUUCAGGGUCCUGGAUUUGGCAGAACAAGUUUGAUUUUAAAAACUAGAGCCUGAGUCAUCUCCAGCGAUCCUUCGGCAAGCUGCAGAGUGAGCAGAGGAGAACAAGGCAUCAGGGGGGCCUUUCCUGGCUGUGGGUGCAGAGACUCUGUGAGGACUUCUAAGAUAUGUUGACUGAUCCCUUUUUUAUUUUGUGGUUUUUUAAUAUAGUAUAAAAAUCCUUUUAAAAAAACAAACCAAAAAAAAAAAAAAAAACUGGAAUGAUGGAGGCAACUAGUGAAUAGUGGAAUUUUUGACAUUUCAAACAUUAGCAGAGAUUUAGAGAGACUGAGAAGAGCGUCUUCCUUCUCAGGAAGUGCAUGAUCACCUAUCUCAGCUUUUGAAAGAGUUUGAGCAUUACUUCCCAGCCAAAAAAAGAUUCCCGAACUGUGAAGGGAUGGAUCCAUGACCCACUUACGAGUAAGCCAGGUCAAUCAACGCUGUCCAUGCUAGAAGAGGAUCAGCUGCCUGCAAUCGCAAAUGAUGGUGGCCUUAAAAGUAUGUUUCUGACAACUUCAAAUCUCCUUAUGUUCUGGAUUAAAGUCAAGGGAAAAUAUUCUGAGAUUGCCACAAAAGCAAAGAAAAGCCUGCUUCCAUUUCCAACAUCCUCUUUGUGAAGCAAGUUUUCUGUAGUGACAGCAACCAAAACAAGAUUACAGAGUAGACUGGACAUAAGCAUCACACUUCAGGUGUCAAUGACUCUGAACACCCCCAGAUGGGACUGCCUAGUUGCAGGAAAACAAGCUCAGGGCUCCCACGAAUUCUACAUUAUGCUGAGAUGUUUAACUAUUUCAUUAUAUAUCACAAUGUAAUAAUAACAGUAAUAAGGUGCACAAUAAAUCUUAUGCUCUUGAAUCAUCCCAAAACCAUCCCUCCCCACCCAACUCCAUGGAAAAAUUAUCUUCCAUGAAACAGGUCCCUGGUGCCAGAAAGGUUGGGGACUGCUGAUCUACACGAUCAACUAGAAUAUGCUACUAAACUAUACAAAUCAAAAGGAAAAAAGUAGAUACCAAAGAAAAAGAUAUGAAGUCAUUUUGCAGAAAGGAAAAAUCAAAUAUUUUAUGUGAAAGUCAAUGAUAUUCAAACUUCAAUAGUCAGAUAAAUCAAAUUUAAAUAAGAUACCAAUUUAUACAUAGCUGAUUGUGAAAAUUAGAAAGCUAGAUAAUGCCAAGUGUUGGUAGUAGUGUGGAGAAAGAGGAACUCUUAUACACUACUAAUAGGAAUAUACAUAGUGGAGAGUUUUUGGUCAAAUUAAGUACAAGUGAACCCUAUGAUACAGUAAUCUCAUUCUCUGCGGUAUACAUCCCAGAGAAAAUUUCACAUUUCCAUAGGAGAUACGUAUAAGAAUUUUAAUCAUAGUCUUGUUUGUUAUGGUGUUGGAGGAGUGAAGUUUGUUGGUGGGAUUAGAGGCAAUCUAGUAUCCUUCACUCAGGGAAUGGCCAAAUAAAAUCAGUUGAAUAUUAUGGAGCAGUACAAACAAAAGAACUAGAUAUGGUUUUUGCUGAGUGAAAAAAGUUUUAAUAAGUCUGUUGUGCCAUACUGCUUAUGUAAAUUAAAAGAAACAAAAAACAGUAACAUUUGCGUUUUAUUUUGUUAGAAGGAGACACUUAAAGACAUGGUGAGUUUGAAGGGAUUCAAGAUAAGGAUAAAAGGAAGUUAUGUAAAAGUUACAUUAAAUAAUAAUAAAAAUUACAUUUGUGUAUUUUUAAUACUACAAACAGCAUAUGUCAUUUCAAAAAAUUAUUUUAAAUAGAAAAAGUUAGAUAUGUGUUUUUAAGACAAUAGAAGGCUUUGGGAGAGCAAACAAAAGUACCUGACCUAGCUCUGAGGAGGGCAUGAAGCCUUCUCUGAAUAGAUAGAUUAAAUAAACCCCAUUUUAACUGGGAAGACAGUAACAGAUAUUUUAAUUUGAGGUAAAGGGAAGUGGCAUAGAAGUGGCAGAAUGAGUGGAGUUUAUGCAGACUGCAAGAAAAUUACAUGGAGUCCAAAGAUAACUUUAUGUAAUCAGAGGCCAGAUGAUGAAGCAUUUUGUACAGAAAAGGUUAGGUUUUAUUCAGUGGAUAAAGGGAAAUAAUAAUAGAUGUAAGCUGGAAAGUGACUGAUGUGGACAGAUUCUGGAACCAUAAAGUAGAAGUGCUGCUGUAAAAUGCCAUUAAGAAAAAAAAUGGUGUAAGUAGCUUUGGAACUGGGUGAUAGGUAGAGGCUGGAAGAGUUAUGAGGUUCAUGUAUGAAAAAGCCUAGUUUGCAUUGAUGGGACGUUGGUAGAAAUGGGUGCGUGCAUAUGUGGUAGAAAUACAAUCAUUAAAGGUGAUUCUGGUGAGUUCUAUGAACAUGUUGUUGGAAACUGAAACAAAGGAAAUUAACAGAAAGUGACAAAGAACUUGGCAGGACUACUCUCAUGCUUUGUGGAAAUCAGUGAUAACCUUGUAUUAGGUAAGGAGAUUUUUAAACAAAGUGUUGAAGGUGUAACCUAGUUUCUUCUUAAGGUUUAUUAUAAAAUGUAAGAGGGCAUGGAGAUAAA
Molecule: messenger RNA, 4575 nt
Organism: Cervus elaphus (red deer)
Lineage: Eukaryota; Metazoa; Chordata; Mammalia; Artiodactyla; Cervidae
Product: splicing factor 45-like
Exons: 2
Coding region: 847-2052 (401 amino acids)
Biological process (GO): mRNA cis splicing, via spliceosome; alternative mRNA splicing, via spliceosome
Cellular component (GO): precatalytic spliceosome
Molecular function (GO): RNA binding
Source: RefSeq, a predicted model, not a curated record